This is a messenger RNA of Bipolaris sorokiniana ND90Pr, 1861 nucleotides long. RefSeq lists its product as uncharacterized. Lineage: Eukaryota; Fungi; Ascomycota; Dothideomycetes; Pleosporales; Pleosporaceae. The transcript is spliced from 2 exons. Gene Ontology annotation, cellular component: membrane. The record is from RefSeq and is a predicted model, not a curated record. Gene Ontology annotation, molecular function: transmembrane transporter activity. Bases 224 to 1825 code for a protein of 533 amino acids. Gene Ontology annotation, biological process: transmembrane transport.
CCCGACAUCAACACGUCGGAUCUGACACGGCCUGCCCACUGCGCAGGUCUCCUUGCGAUAGCUCAGCCUUGCUUUUCUUGCUAACACGCCAAAGUAGAUACCUCAUAGGAAUGCUGGCAUUGCCUUUUGUAACUACCUACACGUAAGCUGUCCUCAACGCAUGCUUCUGUCCUACGUCUCUCGCUAGCCGCUCUCAUUCGCCGAACGCAGAUAAGCCCUCAAAAUGGCCGUAAAACCAGACUCACUAAGGGAGUCAAGCGAGGAAGAAGGGGCCUUCUUACCGCCCAUUGACGACUCAGACGCGCUGCAACCUACCACAGGAGACAAGCCAUGGCUCCUCCUCGUUGGCCUCAUAUGCGCUCUCAUCACCUUCAUCGACAUCGGCGCAUACCUUGCCGACCCGCCCAUGACGCGCAUCUUCGAAGCGAAUCUAUGCUACAAGUACUACCUCGAGCAGGACCCCUCGGUGAUAGGAGGUGAUGGAACAAUACCGGAGGAGCUGUGCAAGGUGGAUAUAGUACAGCAGCAGCUAGCUAGCAUCUUUGGGUGGCAGGAGAUGUUCAACGCGCUCCCUGGUCUUUUAUUGGCAGUUCCUUUUGGAACACUAGCUGAUCGGGUAGGCAGAAAAUGGAUCUUUGCUGCGAGUCUGCUCGGCAUUGUGUUUAGCUAUGCAUGGAUUCUGCUGAUAUGUUAUCUCAAGAAUCUACCUCUACAGCUGACGUGGUUCUCGAGCGCCUUCAUGUUCAUUGGCGGUGGUGCGUUUGUAGCCAUGGCUAUUGGGCUAACCAUGAUUUCCGAUAUCGCACCGCCGGAAAAGCGAACAACCAUCUUUUUAUACGUGAGCGCAUGUAUUCUGGUCGCAGAAAUGACGGCACCCAUCAUGGCCGCACGGCUGAUGGAUCAUGGAGACUGGCUGCCGCUUCUACUUGCUCUGGCAUUUGAGACUGUUGGCCUCAUUAUGUCGCUCUUUAUUCCGGAGACCCUACAUUUGCGCAACCUUGAGCAACCGAAAAACAUCGAGACGCAGUCCAUUGAGUUGCAGCCGAUGACGAGUCAUUUCUCGAUUCGCUCGCAAUUGCGUAAUUUGCGGGCUACAAUCAAAUUUCUAAGCGGCGACUGGACUCUCGCCACGGUCGUCUUUACCUUUCUCGCAAAUAGGCUGGGCAGACAGUCCAUUGCGCUCUUGGUGCGCUACGCUUCCAAGCGCUACAGCUGGGAGAUUAAGAAAGCAGCAUAUCUGCUAUCAUUCCGAGCAGCUGCUAACCUCGUAUCAAUCAGCGUUGUCCUUCCUCUCGUCAACUUUGUGCUGUUGAAGAAAUUGCAUUUCCCAGCACCCCGCGCUGAUAUGUGGAUCGCGUGUGGAUCCAUUGCCCUCACCACGAUUUCCUUCUUCGCCAUGGGCGUCUCCGCGUAUCCUGCUCUAUUGGUUUUUGGUCUUCUUGUAUACAACAUGGGAUCAGGCUACAAUGCCGCUAUGCGCUCCAUCUCUAUUCAUGUUGUCGGCGGGCAAUCAAGCGCCGACAUAGGUAAGCUCAUGAGUACAAUUGCCAUGGCCGAGAGCUUUGGCGCUAUGAUUGGUGGGCCCUUACUUAACGAACUGUUUCAGUUGGGCAUAGGGUUCGGCAACGCGUGGCUGGGACUGCCCUUUUUAGCUUCUGCGGUUAUCUUCCUCUUCAUGACAUUUGUAACCUUCUCUAUCAAUGUGAAAGACAAGGAGUCCGCUUAUGAGGAGCUAAACGGCGAGGAUGAGGACAGUUUCUAUGAUGAGGGGAGGAGCUCCUUGUCAGAACGCGAGGGCGUAACUGAGCGCAGAGACUCGACGUGAUAGAUACAUUUGAAGUUAUUACUGGUUUAAAUUUUG